This is a messenger RNA of Aspergillus clavatus NRRL 1, 1926 nucleotides long. RefSeq names its product sugar porter family MFS transporter. Gene Ontology annotation, molecular function: myo-inositol:proton symporter activity. The record is from RefSeq and is a predicted model, not a curated record. Gene Ontology annotation, biological process: transmembrane transport. The transcript is spliced from 5 exons. Gene Ontology annotation, cellular component: membrane. The coding region runs from base 1 to 1926 and encodes 641 amino acids. NCBI's taxonomy places the organism in Eukaryota, Fungi, Ascomycota, Eurotiomycetes, Eurotiales, Aspergillaceae.
AUGAGCAACGCCAUGAACAACGACGAAAUUGCCUCGUCCACCUCGGACGAGAUAGUCGGUCCCAAAGGCGAGAAGCCUACAUCCUACCACCACGAUGAGAAUGCCACCCACCAAAAGGCUGAGCUAGAAGCGGGGGGCCGGUCGCCCAACAAGGUCAAUGCGAUCUUUGAGAAUCCGCUCGUCAAUAUCCCUCGCCACCAGCUCAUGAAGGAUGUUGAGGACUUCUGCACCCAGUAUGGCCUCAUGGAUCACAUCGAUGCCUUCCGCAAGGGCGCUCUUAUCUCGCAGAAUCCAGCCGGGGCCGAGAAUCUGAGCGAGUUGAAUGCGGAGGAGAAAGCCGUGCUGCGUCGGGAGCACACGCAUAAAUGGUCCCAGCCGUGGCAGCUGUAUUUCAUGGCUGCCAUGUGUUCGCUCGCAGCCGCCGUGCAAGGAAUGGACGAAACAGUCAAUAACGGCGCCCAGGCGAUCUACCUUGCUGAAUUCCGAAUCAAAGACGCAGAACACCCCGAGCGAUCCCGAUUCUCUCCCGACAUGCAGAACUACCUCACGGGACUUAUCGUCGGCGCACCCUACCUCGCCUGCGCCAUCCUCGGCUGCUGGCUGACGGAACCUCUAAACCGCUACUUCGCGCGGCGCGGGACCAUCUUCAUCUCGUGCUUCAUCGCCGCCGUGGCGUCGAUUUGGGAAGGCGUCGCCAACUCGUGGGUCAACCUGUUCAUCGCCCGGUUCGUGCUCGGUCUCGGCAUCGGGGCCAAGUCGUCCACCGUCCCCGUCUACGCAGCCGAGUGCUCGCCGGCGCCCAUCCGCGGCGCACUAGUCAUGAUGUGGCAGAUGUGGACGGCGUUCGGCAUCAUGCUGGGCAACAUCAUGGGGGUGGCGUUCAUGGGACUCUCGCGGGACCUGUCCUGGCGGCUCAUGCUGGGCUCAACGGUGGUGCUGCCGCUGAUCGUCUGCGCGCAGGUCUACUUCUGCCCCGAGUCGCCGCGCUGGCUGAUCGAGCACAACAAGAUCGAUAAGGCGUUCCAGGCGUUCCGCACGUUCCGGCCGACGGACCUGCAGGCGGCGCGCGAUCUGUACUAUGCGUAUGUGGGCGUGCAGCUGGAGAAGGAGGUGAACCAGGGCAAGAACUUUUUCACCAUGUUUAUUGAGCUGUUUACUGUGCCUCGCAACCGGCGGGCGACGCUGGCUAGCUGGAUUGUCAUGUUCAUGCAGCAGUUCUGCGGCGUCAAUGUCAUUGCCUAUUACUCCACCACCAUCUUCCAAGAAUCCGGCUACUCGAUCCAACAGGCACUGCUCGCCUCCAUGGGCACCGGCAUCCUGAACUGGGUCUUCGCCCUGCCGGCCUUCUUCACCAUCGACACCUGGGGCCGCCGCAACCUCCUCCUCGUCACCUUCCCGCUGCUCGCCAUCUGUCUCUUCUGGUCCGGCUUCUCCUUCUGGAUCGAACCGGACAACCCGACCAGCAAGAAGCGCGUCGCCAUGGUCACGACAGGCAUGUAUCUGUUCGAGGUCUUCUACUCGCCCGGCGAGGGGCCCGUGCCGUUCACGUACUCGGCGGAGGCGUUCCCGCUACACGUGCGCGAGGUGGGCAUGUCGUGGGCGACGGCGACGACGUGGUGUUUCAACUUCAUUCUCUCGUUCACGUGGCCGAUGCUGCUGGAUGCGUUUAAGCCGCAGGGGGCGUUCUCGUGGUAUGCGGCAUGGUGUCUCAUCGGGUGGGUGUUGAUUCUGCUGUUUGUGCCGGAGACCAAAGCUCUCACCCUGGAAGAACUGGACCAGGUCUUUUCCGUGUCAACUCGGAAACAUGCUGCGUACCAGAUCAGGAAUGCGAUUUGGCAUUUCCGGGUGUGGAUUCUGCGGCAGAAGUUGGAGCCGCUGCCCAAGUUCUACGAGGGAGCGGGCAAUCUGUACGAGGGUGAGGAGUGA